CUAAGAUUUAUCUACUAUAUUAUUAUUAUUAACAAAAUGCCCGGCCAUUACGAAAAUUGGCUUGUAGUACACAUUGUCCUGGAAGAAAUCGAAUUCGCUCCUCUUAUAGAUGUUGCUUACGUUACAUCUAAAAUCAUGUCGUGCAAAUUCCACGAUAAGGCUAGUCGAAACGAAGUUUUGAAACUUAUAUAUGGGCUAGGUAGCACCGAAGUUGUGACACGAACUAAACGUUUCCCUGACGCGUUUCUGGUUAAUUUGACGCACGGCGAAUUUGCCGAACAAUUAAUUAACGUGCGUUUGAUAUUGGAAUUCGACGAACAACAACUCAGCGAAGAAAAGAAAAUGGAGAGGAGAAAUUCCUAUUACUCAUCAUCUCAGCGCUUACGUACAAUGUUGUGCAACCUGAAACUUUAUCAAGAUCUUUACGACAGAGCUUCUUUUGAGAGAAGAAGUCAAUUGGUAUGGCGAGAGUUACUGAUGGAUGACGAAACAUGGGAGCGCAUAGUAGCUGCUAAUCUCGGAAUCAAUUACGAAGAGGCUCGAGGACAUUAAACUGAUCAACUGUAUAACAUCAUUUUGGUAAGCAUGUUUAACUUUUCAACUUGUGAAAACAAAA
Messenger RNA from Apis florea (little honeybee), 616 nucleotides. RefSeq lists its product as uncharacterized. The record is from RefSeq and is a predicted model, not a curated record. NCBI's taxonomy places the organism in Eukaryota, Metazoa, Arthropoda, Insecta, Hymenoptera, Apidae.